ACCACCGUUAAACGUCAAAACCAGCUGUUCCACCGCAUGCAAACAACAGCUGUAAACAUCGGGUUUCCUCUCGCACUCACAGUGUGCCAUCAUGUUUCUACGGUUGCUUCGCAAAUACUCUACCGCUAAGCUCACCCAAGACCUCCGGCUUUACGAUGGACGGCUCAAAGAAAAGGUCCCGGUACGACUGCAGCUAGGGAAACCGUACGUUUCGUUCUACACCUGCGGACCUACGGUGUACGAUGCGGCACACAUCGGGCACGCAAGCUGUUACGUACGGCUGGACAUUCUGCAACGCAUUUUACGGCACCAUUUCCAGCUUCCGCUACUAACCGCGAUGAACAUUACGGAUAUCGAUGAUAAAAUUAUCGUACGUGCUCAGGAGCAAAGUGUUAGCUGGCAGCAGCUCGCCCGCCAGUAUGAGGAAGAGUUUUGGAGUGAUUUAAACAGGCUAAACGUUCGUUUGCCCGAUGUGAAGUUGCGCGUUACCGAUCACAUUCCCGCAAUUAUACGCUUCGUUCAGACGCUUAUCGAGAAAGGUUUCGCGUACGCUACAACCGAUGGAUCGGUUUACUUCGAAACCAGCAAGUACAGCCGAUACGGGAAGCUGCAGAAAGUCGUCCUCGAACCGGCAGAUACGCACCCGCAGCAAGGCGACAGCAAAAGGCACCCGUCCGAUUUCGCACUUUGGAAAGCUUCCAAACCUGGUGAACCAUUUUGGACUGCUCCUGGUCCUAUCGGUAACGGUCGUCCCGGAUGGCACAUAGAGUGUUCUACCCUGGCAAGUCAUCUGUUUGGCAGCCAGCUGGACUUUCACGCGGGUGGACUCGACCUGCGUUUUCCACACCACGAGAACGAGGAAUCGCAAAGCUGUUGCUAUCACGACGUGCCGGACUGGGUGACGCACUGGCUGCACACCGGUCAGCUACACCUCGAGGGACAAACGCACAAAAUGUCUAAAUCACUGAAAAACACAGUAAGCAUUGCCGAGUUGCUGAAAAGCUACAGUGCGGAUGAGUUCCGCAUGCUUUGUCUGUUGUCACACUACCGAAGCGUGAUCGAGUAUGGUCCAGAAGCGAUGGCUACUGCGCGAAACGUGUUACGGAAAUUUGGAAGUUUCUUCAGCGAUACCAAAGCUUACAUCGAUGGUCUGAAACCGGCUACCUAUGAUCCGACCGGUACGGAAAGCUUGCUCGGAAAACUCUCGGAAACUAGAACAUCCGUGAAGCAGUUUUUAAACAAUGAUUUCAAUACAGCAAAUUCCGUGCUAGCGCUGGGUGAACUUGCAUCGACAGUUCAAAAACUUAUAAACACUCACGACCAAAGCGACGCAUCUCACGCAUCGUUAAUAGGUGCCUCGAACGUUGGCGCUGUUCUAGUCACGACGGAAUACAUUCGCGAAGAACUUUCUUCUUACGGGCUGGAAUUCGUCAGCAAACAUUCAGCUCAACACAGCCCAACCACUGGUGAGACGGCUCAUGCAUUGCAACACUUAAUCGACGCGAUCGUCAGCACUAGAAGUGAGAUCCGGUUAAAAGCGAUGGAAACCAAAGAUGCUCAGCUGUUCAAAGUGUGUGAUUUGCUACGAGAUCGCUUAAAGGUGGCGAACGUGGAGCUUAAAGAUCAUGGCAAAACGUCCUCGUGGAAUUUCCGCGAUAGGGAUGCGAAAUAAAAUCUCCCCAAUACUAAUUCUCAA
This is a messenger RNA of Anopheles stephensi (Asian malaria mosquito), 1696 nucleotides long. It is a transcript of the gene CysRS-m, whose product is annotated as cysteine--tRNA ligase, mitochondrial. The record is from RefSeq and is a predicted model, not a curated record. Lineage: Eukaryota; Metazoa; Arthropoda; Insecta; Diptera; Culicidae. The transcript has a single exon. The coding region runs from base 92 to 1672 and encodes 526 amino acids. Gene Ontology annotation, molecular function: ATP binding; cysteine-tRNA ligase activity. Gene Ontology annotation, biological process: cysteinyl-tRNA aminoacylation. Gene Ontology annotation, cellular component: cytoplasm.